GUGCACUUUCCACUGAUUUCUCGACAACAGGUUACUGAAGUUUAUCCGAAUAGUGGUUAUGCGUUGAACUAUGUCUACGUUUCAAGAUUUUAUCAACCUGGGGAAGAAAUAUGGCCUUGAUGGAAGGGAGUUGUUGGUCUUCGCGAAGGAGCAACAAGCAGCGGAACGGCAGGAAAGAGCUGAAGCCAGAGCCCUGGAAAAAGCAAAGCUGGAGGCGCAGGAGAAAGCAAAUGAAAAUGCUAAAGAGAUCGAACUCGCACGAAUCGCUGCCGAACAAGAAGCUGCCAGGAUAAGGUACGAAUUGGAAAAGGCUAAGCUCGAGUGGAAGGCGGAAAAGGAAAGUAUACGUAAAGGUAAUCCUCACGAGUUGACGCCAGAGAACUUAACAGCAGCCAAUAUGAGCCAAACAGAAUACGAAGAUAUUGAUAUUGAAAAUAUGGUGGACAUGGUAAACCAAAUUUCGUCUUCAAAAGAGCCAUCAGAAAAACAAUAUGAAAAAUUAUACCAAGACAUAAAAAAAUUCUUCAAAGAAAAUCCAAACGUCAAAGAGGCCAUUAAAGCGUACUUCAGCCACAUUCUUCCACUAAUUUUGAGUAUGUGUCCCAACGAAUAUGACAAACAAAAGGUUUUUGAGAUUUUACUCUGUCUUUUUAACAAUGUAAAGCGACGCUUCCUAAAAAGAGCUUUUAAUGCCCUUCCGAAAUGCAGCUUUCCAGCUAAAGAGCUGUCCAAGGGCACAGCCGGAAAAUUUGCGGCGAAAGCAGGAUUAAGAGCGGCAGGUGUCUCAGCAUUGAUGGAAUGCUUUUUACUAUACACCGAGUACAACGAGAACAAGGAGCUUCUAAAGAGUGGAAAAAUCAGUGGCGAAGAAUCCCGAAAAAUGUUGAAUGGUUCCAUUGGUAAAUCUGUUUUGACGGUCGCGGGUAAUGGUGUAGCAGGAUAUGCCGCAGCCGCAGCCGCAGCUGUUGCAUCUGGUCCUGUGGGAUGGGCACUCGUUGGAGCUGUAAUGUUUGAAGGAUGCGUGUUCUCGUAUAUGUGUGGAAUAGUUGGUCGUGAUAUCGGUGAAAAAUUAUAGAUUGAAACAUCAAUAUAACCUACCUGCACUGCUGACACGUAAAAAAAACUUUAUAGACAAUGGAGAGUCAAUGUCUUGAUAUUUGUAAUUUUUUUGGCUCGCAUGAUCGCAUGAAUUGCUCAAACAUCAGUUUAUUCAUUGUAGAAAAAAAAACUGUACUAUUAGGGUAUAGAAAUGAAAGAAAGUUAUAGUGCUUA
This is a messenger RNA of Exaiptasia diaphana, 1272 nucleotides long. RefSeq lists its product as uncharacterized. The coding region runs from base 71 to 1075 and encodes 334 amino acids. Lineage: Eukaryota; Metazoa; Cnidaria; Anthozoa; Actiniaria; Aiptasiidae. The record is from RefSeq and is a predicted model, not a curated record. The transcript has 3 exons.